AUGGAAUCUGUGACAUUGAAUAGCGAUCAAAACUCAGGUUGCCAGGUGGGGGUCAACAAUGGGGUGAUGAAUUUCACAUCCAAACAACCAGAGCCUCGCCCAGAGCCACUGUGGAUUGUGCCGUUCCAGCAUGACCCGGACUUUGUUCCCCGCGAGGAAAUCCUUAAGACAAUCCACGAGAAAUCGUCAGUUCCGGGGUCUAGGAUAGUUCUUGUGGGUAUCGGCGGUGUGGGAAAAACUCGGCUUGCCAUCGAAUACUGCCACCAGGUCCGAGAGGAAUCCUCCGACACCUGGGUCUUCUGGGUUCAUGCGAGCACUGCGGCACGCUGCGAGCAAAGCCUCCGGAACCUGGCCGACCGCGCCAAGGUGCCUGGACACGAGGAUCAGAACGUUAAUAUAUUCCAACUUGUCGGGAACUGGUUGCAAGAUGGAAAUAUCGGAAAAUGGAUCCUUGUCCUGGAUAAUGUAGAUGAUGACGAGCUCCUUCGCACACCACUUACAACUCGUACGGACGCCCGAGCGAACGCCCGGAGCCACGUUUCGACGCAGCCACCGUUGAAGUACCUCCUUGAAGCCUCAAAUGGCUUUAUCAUUAUUACGAGCCGGAACAAAGCAGUAGCAUCGGAGAUCGUUGGCCCUAAGAAGCAUCUGAUCGAUGUCCAACCAAUGGAUACGGCCGAGGCGUUAGAUCUAAUGCAGCACAAGCUGGACUCAGAUGCAGACAGAUCGGAUUUGGUUCAGCUUGUGGAGGAACUUGAGUUUAUGCCGCUGGCACUAGUGCAAGCGGCUAGCUAUAUCGCACACAGUUCACCCCGUUGCUCGGUGUCGCAGUACCUCGAAAAGCUUCGGCAGAGUGAUCGUCAGGCUACGGAGCUUCUGAAUUUUGAGGCAUUUCAUACUGAACGAGACUGGGAGGCAAAGGACUCAAUAAUAUUAACAUGGCAAAUAUCCUUUGACCAUAUUCGACGAAUAAGGCCGUCUGCAGCCGACUUACUGUCUCUUAUGAGCUUUUUCGAUUCACAGGGAAUCCCAGAGGAUCUUCUACGGAAUCGGGGGCUGGAAAGAAACCACGACACCUUAGUUUCUUCGGGGAAAGUUACGAAUAGCUUAGGUGAAGAGGAUAGCGAUACUUCGUCUGAAUCCGACUUAGGAGACAGUUUCGAGAGUGAUAUUGCAACCCUCAGAGACUAUUCAUUUAUCUCUAUAAGUGAAAAUAGCAUGGUGCUCACGAUGCAUCGGCUAGUGCAGCUCACAGUACGCACAUGGUUCAAAACACACGGCCAGGCCGAAGAGUGGAAAAAGCAAUUCAUUUACAAUCUUUAUAAUGGAUUCCCGACAGCUGAAUAUGAAAAUUGGGAGAGAUGCCGGACACUUUUUCCACAUGUAAAAUCAGCUAUGUCACAUCGACCGAAGUCGCAAGACUGUCUCCAAAGCUGGGCUGAUUUACUUUACAUGGCAGCGUGGUAUGCGCACCAAUGUGGCAAUAUCCUUGAUUCGCGGGAAAUGGCAUCUGUGUCGAGAGAGCAGAGAAUAAAGAUAUUAGGGUUGGAAGAUGAAGACACACUCCAUAGCACGACAAUGCUAGCAAUGACUUACCGACUUGAGGGGGCCUGGAGAGAGGCGGAGCAUCUCCAUGUGCAGGUCAUGGAGACUCUCAAGGCGAAGCUCGGGGCCGACCAUCCGGAUACGCUGACGAGUAUGGCCAGUCUAGCGCCGACGUAUAUAGAGCAGGGCCGGUGGGAAGAGGCGGAGCAGCUCCUGGUACAGGUUAUAGAGGCUCGCAAGACGAAGCUCGGGGCCGACCAUCCGGAUACGCUGGCGAGUAUGGCCAAUCUAGCGUCGACGUAUGUGGAGCAGGGCCGGUGGAAAGAGGCGGAGCAGCUCUUCGUGCAGGUUAUGGAGACUCGCAAGACGAAGCUUGGGGCCGACCAUCCGGAUACGCUGGCGAGUAUGGCCAGUCUAGCGCCGACGUAUGUGGAGCAGGGCCGGUUAGAAGAGGCGGAGAAGCUCCUGGUACAGGUUAUAGAGACUCGCAAGACGACGCUCGGGGCCAACCAUCUAGAUACGCUGAUGAGUAUGGCCGAUCUAGCUUCGACGUAUACGAGGCAGGGCCGGUGGGAAGAGGCGGAGCAGCUCCAGGUACAGGUUAUAGAAACUCGCAAGACGAAGCUUGGGAUCGACCAUCCGGACACGCUGAGCAGUAUAAACGACCUAGCAUCGACGUAUAUAAAGCAGGGUCGGUGGAAAGGCGCUGAGCAGCUCAGCCUGCAGGUUAUAGAGACAAGCAAGAUGAAGCUCGAGGCCGACCAUCCGGAUACGCUGGCGAGUAUAGCCAAUCUAGCGUCGACGUAUGUGGAGCAGGGCCGGUGGAAAGAGGCGGAGCAGCUCGACGUGCAGGUUAUGGAGACUCGCAAGACGAAGCUCGGGGCCGACCAUCCGGAUACGCUGACGAGUAUAGCUAAUCUAGCUUCAACGAUCUGGAAGCAGGGCCGAUGGAAAGAGGCAGAGCAGCUCCUCGUGCAGGUUAUAGAGGCUCGCAAGACGAAACUCGGGGCCGACCAUCCGGAUACGCUGGCGAGUAUGGCCAAUCUAGGGUCGACGUAUGUGGAGCAGGACCGGUGUGAAGAGGCGGAGCAGCUCUUCGUGCUGGUUAUGGAGACGAGCAAAACGAAGCUCGGGGCCGACCAUCCGGAUACGCUGACGAUUACAGCUAAUCUAGCGUCGACGUAUAGGAAGCAAGGCCGGUUAGAAGAGGCGGAGCAGCUCCAGGUGCAGGUUAUGGAGAUGAGAAAAACGAAGCUCGGGGAUAACCAUCCGGACACGCUGGCGAGUAUGAAUAACCUAGCUCAUACCAUUUGGUCAGCAGGUCAAGACCAAGCCGCUCUACUCUUGAUGGCCGAAUGUGCUCGAAUGUCCGAGCAAAAGCUAGGCCCUGAUCACCCGCACACCACAUAUUCAAAGUCUACUUUGGAAAAAUGGUCUGACAGGAAUUUUUCUACAUCUUCAUCUCCCCAGCCCACAGAAGCGGAGACGGAAAGCAAAAGUGUGCAGGAAAUAGGUCGUUUCUAG
Penicillium macrosclerotiorum is the source of this 3069-nucleotide messenger RNA. Its product is annotated as tetratricopeptide repeat protein. Gene Ontology annotation, molecular function: protein binding. Gene Ontology annotation, cellular component: kinesin complex. The coding region runs from base 1 to 3069 and encodes 1022 amino acids. NCBI's taxonomy places the organism in Eukaryota, Fungi, Ascomycota, Eurotiomycetes, Eurotiales, Aspergillaceae. The record is from RefSeq and is a predicted model, not a curated record. The transcript has 3 exons.